This is a messenger RNA of Arabidopsis thaliana (thale cress), 981 nucleotides long. RefSeq names its product F-box associated ubiquitination effector family protein. The coding region runs from base 1 to 981 and encodes 326 amino acids. The record is from RefSeq and is marked reviewed. NCBI's taxonomy places the organism in Eukaryota, Viridiplantae, Streptophyta, Magnoliopsida, Brassicales, Brassicaceae. The transcript has a single exon.
AUGCGAUCUACUUGCAAAAAGUGGUACGUUUUAACCAAAGAUCAGAGGUUUGCAAAAAAACGGGGAAAAGAGUUUCUAAUGAUAAUGAAUCGUAGGGUAUAUUUGAUUGGCGUCAAUCUCCACAACAACAUUGAUCUAUCUAUAAAGUGUAGAGGUAGACUUAUUAGCAGAGACGAAACAGCUCAGGGAUUCUAUGUGUCUCAAGUCUUUCACUGCAAUGGUUUAUUGUUAUCCGUAUCAGGAAAAACUAUUGAUGACACUAGGCUUGUGGUUUGUAACCCGUAUGGGGUAAAACCAAAAUGGAUCAAUCCCAAAGAUAAUUACGGGAGAUUAGACAUAUUUUCUCUCGGAUUUGACAAAUUAUGCGGUAGCUACAAAAUCUUGAGGAUUUACGAUUUCGAUAAUAAACUCCAAAUCUACGAUUUGAGCUCUAAUUCAUGGAUGAUUCCAAGAGACACUCUUGGACGGGAUAUAGAGUAUAUGCAAAAUGGCGUGUCUUCCAAGGAAAAUACUUAUUGGUGUGCUAGAGAUAAACAAUCACAAUAUUGUUUUUUGUUCUGUUUUGAUUUUACAAGGGAGAGAUUCGGACCGCGUCUACCACUGCCCUUCAAUGGAGCUUAUGUGUCUCUAUCUGCGGUUAAAGAAGAGCAGCUUGCAGUGUUAUUUCAGCCAUCGGAUAAAUCUGAGAUAGAGAUUUGGGUUACGAACAAGAUUGAGCCUGAAGAAGUGUCGUGGAGCGUCUUCUUGAAAGUUGAAAUGAAACUACGUGUUCUGUCUUGGAAUUUCUUGAUUGACAAGGAAAAGAAAUUCGCAGUUGUUUUUGAUAAAGACAAGGCAAAGGGGUUUAAAACCAAUUACGACAUAGCUUACGUCAUUGGAGAAAAUGGUUAUUACAGAAGAGUGGAUCUCCGUGAAUCUCCAAACAAACCACUUUGCCGUAUUGUGUCUUGUUAUGUUCCAAGUUGUGUGCAAAUCGAGUAA